Trichoderma asperellum CBS 433.97 is the source of this 2365-nucleotide messenger RNA. RefSeq lists its product as uncharacterized. The record is from RefSeq and is a predicted model, not a curated record. NCBI's taxonomy places the organism in Eukaryota, Fungi, Ascomycota, Sordariomycetes, Hypocreales, Hypocreaceae. Gene Ontology annotation, molecular function: ATP binding; metal ion binding.
CAAGAGACGGCCUUGUAUUAUGCCUUCUAGAAGAUAAGCAGCCAUGAAGAAAUCCAAAAUCAAUGCCUAUCAUAGGGGCUGUGCAAUUUCUCCAUCGCCUCUCUUAAAUCCCCAACACUGCUACGCGCAGAGGCAAUCGACAGAGUCGAUAACAUCAGUAACAACGGGCCUUUGGGGGUAGUAUCAAAAUUAUAUUCGAUUCCUAUACGCCUUCUCUUGAAGCUCUCAAAGACCAGUUAGUGACGCCCAUACAAGCAGCCGAGAUGGAGGCGAGCAAUGAUGGAGGGAGAGAAUUUGUAACGGAGGACUUCUUGGUAAAAGUCUCUAUUUACCAAGCUCCCGUGAAAAUUUCAGUUCGGUGGAGCAUCUCUGGGUCGUCACUGUAUUUUCAAAGUCUCGAUCUGCUGCUUCGCCUAUUCCCAAUAUCGGCCCGCGACGAGGACCUAGAGGAGCGUAUCAAUAUUCCUAACGCCUCUGGGACUGCGCUUGAGACGCUGGUGCGUCGCAUAUGGCAUCUGCGCCAGUUGUCGGUCCACAAAACAGAUGUAGCCAUAAAGGUGAUACUUGCUCCACGGGGCGGAUACGUGUGCAGGAGCGACAUCCUUGACGUUCGAAUGCAACACUCAGAUUACGUCGACAACGUAAUUUCCUUGUCAACCUGGGACAAAUGUCUUCCAUCAGUAUUAUCCAAUAACAGGGCUCUUUUAGUCCCUCUGAUGUCAUCCGCCACCGGAGCACUGCUUGUAAAGCAGUCUCGACUUCCCACUUCGGAAACUCUGAAGCUACUGCAGCAAGAUCUGGAUAUGCGUUUAUCCUUUAAUUGGAUACUUCCAACAAGACCAGCUGCUCGCCGCGUGGCUGUCGUCGGUGGUCGUCCCAUGCCCGAUCCGAAGAGUGGGAUACAUAAUUCGUCAGGCUUCUUCCAGGCUGCUCAGGCGCUUGGUAUAUCGAUCGUAGUUUUUGAUGAACAAGGCCAUUGGCUUGAAGGAGAAAGAUAUGCUCAUCUUCGUGAGGAUUUUAUUGCAAUUGAUAUGUCAAAUGUGGAAGAGUUACCCCACAAAUUAGUUCAGGCCGUCAGAAAAAGACAUGAUAAAAUAGACGGCAUCGUUACGUUCACUGAUGAUUACGUUGUCGCAACUUCUCAAGCGGCAGAAAUACUUGGUUUACCGACCGAACCAGCUCAGGAGAUGAAGCGAGUGCACUACAAGCACGAAAUGCGCAAGGUCGUCCACGAAAAUAACAUCCAGGCCGUCUCCCUAGACAGUGUGCAGCAACUGGACGAUGCUGAUAUUGCGGAGAUGCUCAAAACCUUACAAUACCCGAUGGUAGUGAAACCGUGUCGCGGAAUGACCUCUAAGGGCGUUAAGAAAGUCACCGACGAAGCUAGCAUGCGUCAAGCCGUUCACAUGCUACAUGAAGAUGAAGGCAUUUCGACAGAGUAUGGCAUCUUGAUCGAAACUUACGUCGACGGACCUGAGUUUGAUGCAAAUUUUGUACUGUGGGAGGGCCAAGUCCUCUUUCUUGAAGUAACAGAUAACUUCCCCUGUCUCGCUGAUGCGAGCAGUGCCACGCUAGCCGACAAUUUCGCUGAGACGGUACAGAUCUCGAACACGAGACUACCUCCUGAUGAAGUGGAAACUAUUCGUUCAUCUGUGCUUCGUAGCCUUUUGAAACUGGGUUUAAAGUCGGGUGUGUUUCAUUGCGAAGGGCGGAUCAUGAAUUCAUCUAUGCGGUACAAAGACGUCAACGGUAAUGGUAUUGUAGACCUUGUCGCCAGCAACGCUGCUACUCCAGGUCAAAAACCAGAAGUAUUUCUCAUCGAAAUCAAUGUUCGCCCGCCUGGAACGGGCGGUACAUGGGCAACACUCCUCACAUAUGGUGUCGACCUCGGCGCUCUGCAAUUUCUCCGCGCUCUCAAUGAUCGUACCCGUUUUGAAGCCUUAUCAGCACCUUUUGCCUACUCCAGCUCCAAUCCCGGUGAUGGCGGUGGUGCUCAGUGGUGGACUGCGCACUGCAUGAUUCCCAUCCACUGCGACAAAAUUCGAGUCCCCGAAAACUUUUUCGAGAAGCUGUAUCAAGCAAUUCCAGAGAUAGUGCCUCAUGUUACUAGAGCUGAAAUGUACGCGACUCCUGGAACUGUUGUAUCAACUACGGCGGGUAUUGGAUGGAUAGCUUAUAUGUUGCUGGGCACGAGGAUUAGUCGGGCGCAUGCACUGUAUAUGUACCAGCACGUUGCAGAGACGAGUAAGAAAGUAUUGAAUGCGAGUAACUAUGACUCGGGGUAUGAAUCGUAGUUAGUUUCUUUGACGAUUGGCAUGCAUGCUGGUAAGCAAAAAAUAUAUAUUUUGUUCCAAUACGUUUGUUC